AUGUCGACCAACGGCCACACCACCAAGCCCACAGGCGUCCAACGCCUCCGCGAAAUGCUCUCCGACCCUUCCAAGACAGUCGUAGCCCCCGGCGUCUACGACGGCAUAACCGCCCGCCUCGCCCUCGAAGCCGGCUUCGAAUGCCUCUACAUGACCGGCGCAGGAACCUCCAUGUCCAAACUCGGCAUGGCAGACCUCGGCCUCGCCACCUACACCGACAUGCACGCCAACGCCAGCAUGAUCGCCUCGCUGUCGCCCUCCACGCCUGUCAUCGCCGACGCGGACACGGGCUACGGCGGACCCAUCAAUAUCGCCAAAACCGUCACCUCCUACGCUCGCUCGGGAGUCGCGGGCCUGCAUAUCGAGGAUCAGGUUCAAGAGAAGCGAUGCGGACAUUUGAGCGGGAAGGUGUUGGUGAGCAGGGAGGUGUAUUAUAAUCGUCUGCGAGCGGCGUGUAAGGCGAGAGAUGAGGGGAGGGAUGAUAUUCUUAUCAUUGCGCGAACUGAUGCGCGGGCUGGGAGUGAUACGGAGGGGAGGGGCGGGUUCGAGGAGGCGAUCGGACGCUUGAGGACCGCAGCCUCGAUUGGCGUCGACGCGCUGUUCUUCGAAGCGAUUCAAUCCACCGAGGAAGCCCAAGAAGUCAUCAAGCAACUCCCCAAAGACGUCCCAGUCCUGCUGAACAUGGUGCAAGGCGGCAAAACACCCCAAGUCAGCAAUGAAGAGGCGAAUCGCCUGGGCUUCAGGAUCGUGAUAUGGCCGUGUUUGGGCAUGGAGGCUGUUGUGCCGGCGGUGAGGCAGGCGCUCGAAGCGUUGAGAACGACGGGACAGCCUCCACUGGAGCAGAAGAUGGGGCCGGGAGCGCUUUUUGAGGUUUGUGGGUUGAAGGAACUGAUGGCGUUUGAUGAGAGUGUGGGUGGGAAGGCUUAUAAGUGA
Messenger RNA from Zasmidium cellare ATCC 36951, 933 nucleotides. RefSeq lists its product as uncharacterized. The coding region runs from base 1 to 933 and encodes 310 amino acids. The record is from RefSeq and is a predicted model, not a curated record. The transcript has a single exon. NCBI's taxonomy places the organism in Eukaryota, Fungi, Ascomycota, Dothideomycetes, Mycosphaerellales, Mycosphaerellaceae. Gene Ontology annotation, molecular function: catalytic activity.